CUCUAAGGGCUGCGCUAUACAAGAUUUUACAUAUUAUCAGCGGCAAUGUAGGUGAGGAGCGCGGCGGUAGGGCACCCCGCGCGCAGUUUGUUUCGAUUUUGAACUUUAUGACAUGCGACUGCGCGUAGCGACAACCGGAGCUUAGAACCGAUUCGUCAUGAAGAUUGAAAAUUGCAGAUUGCGCGGAUGACUGUUGACACCUCGUGGGCAUCUGCAUGUUUACGCGCGGUUUUCAUUUUUGUGGGAUUACGGGAACAAAAUAUAGUUGCUAUGUUACUCGCUUAUAAUGUCGCUUUUUAUUGGUGAAAAUUAAAAAAAAACCGGUUUAGUGGUUUAGGCGUGAAAUCGCAGCAAACAAACAAACUUCUGCUUAAUAGGAGAGGGGUCUUUGAGCUUAGACCCAAUUCGCUGAUUUAAUGAGGGUUAGUUUAUUUAUCACCUAUAGGUAAGCAGAUCUACCUGUAGGUACCUAACUUUACUACCUACCUAUCUAUAUAUUUAAGUAGCGAACGUCCGUGUGGAAUUUAGUUUAUCACAAACCCCUUGGGAAUCAUGGAUUUUUCCGGGAUCAAAACUAGCUUAUGUGUUAAUCCAGACAAUAUCUCUAUUUCAUUUUCAGGUGAUUCGGUUCAGUAGCCGAGGCGUGAAAGAGUAACAAAUAUUCAUACCGUCAAAAUCAUCAGGUUUUCGCAAAUCUCGGGAAUCCGUGGAUUUUUUCGGGAUAAAAAUCUAUGUGUUAAUCGAGAGCAAAAUCUAUUUCCAUUCCAAAUUUUAGUCAAAUCGCUUCAGUAGUAGCGGAGUCAAAGAGUAACAAAUAUCCAAACAAACAUACAUCUAUACAAAUUUUCGAGUUUAUAAUAGUAAUAGGAUUACGUGUAGGUACCUACAUAUCUAAUUAGUAUCUAAUCCCGCGUCAAUUUGUGUAACAAUUAUUUAUUUCUAAUUCGGAAUCUUCGGAAUAAUAUUUGUAAACUAAAUCUCUAAAACCAAUUGAAAUGAAUGCCCAUUGCCUACAAGUUUUACGAUGUCUAAAACACAAUAAGUAUAUCGUCUUUCCGUUUGGAAGAGCACAAUAAAUCUCUUACUAAGAAAUGAGAGUUGCAAAAAGGUCGCUUUUUUGUCGGCGCCCAGGCAGUUGGCGAAUACCGUAUUGUUCCGGAACAGAAAUAGGGCGGGGGAUGUAAUAAUGACUGCAGUAGGGUGCAAUGGAACUUUUACCUGAGCUCCGGUAAUGCACGGAGGGGUGGUUUAGUAUCAUUUAGUGCGUAUUUGGUGUUAGUUGUGUUAUACAAAUGAGUGCGAGAAGCAAAAUUGAGAAAUGGUUGCUUGCUGACUGGAGUACCGGGAAUAAUAAUCUCCCUGUGGUGGGUGAAGAUGUGAAAAUCAUGACUUUGCAGCCAAACGAGGGUGCCGUGGAAGAAGAAAUGGUUUACGAACGACCCCUUUUGGAACAACAACUGCGCCUCACGAAAGCGAAUGAAAGUAAGAAUUCAAAAGACGAUAAUAUUCCUUGCGAAGGCAGAGACUAUUCACCAAGCGGCUCUUCCUGGGCUCCUAGUGAUGAGGAAUCUUCUUCUGAUGAGUCCGACGACAAAGAAACAAAAACAAUGAAAAUGGAACAAUACAUACAACAUUAUGCUAAGAGAAGGAACGGAAAAAAUGUACCUCUCCCUGUACAUAGACCUAACGCGGUCGUAAACGUUUUAAAAGAACGCCAAAACAAUUUAAACAAUAGAUCUAAUGAUCAAAGCCGAAAAAGGAAGCACAAAGAAACUCGAGGCGGUCAUAAGUCUUUACCUGAUUCUACUAAAAAACAUUUGACUGCACCUAAAGUUUUUGUGGAUCGAAUAAAUGUAAACAAAAAAAAUAUUAUGGACAUGAAAGCUAGUUUUGACGAAUUAUUUAAAAUUAUCGAAAACAUGAAGCCUGAAAGCGAAAGGCGUACAAGUAACUUUGAUAACACACAAGCUCAAUCAAUGCUAUUCAAUGAACAUAGUAAUAGAAAUAAUCCAAACCACAAUAAUAUAGAUGUAUAUGAAAUGAAUGAAAAUGAUAGCGAGAAAAGUCGAAGUGAAGAUUCAAAUCGUUCAGACGACAAUGUUCUUAUUAGCAAUAAGUACAGCAAAGUACGCGAAACAGGAGAUGACCAAAAUCAACAAAAUGUUGACAAACAAAAUAACGUGUCACACAACGAAUUAGACGAAUGGGUGCCAAUUGGAAGUGGAAAGACAUUGAUACAUAAGGAUAAAUUUAGGAAAGUAAAUUGGAAGUCGUACACGAUUGCAACUAGGACGUUAUUGCUGGCCACCUUUCCAAGAAGGAUAUUAGCGACUCACUCGUUAACAGGAAAACGGUCACCAGCCUUUCAAGAUAAACCAGCGAAAAUGUGUCUAGAUCCGAAAAUUGUUUCAGACAUCAUUAUUGAAAUCACAUCAAAAUUUAAUGUCAAGGAAAAUCUAGUGAGGAGUGCAAUCACGACAAAAUGUGCUGACGAAUGCAAAAUGUUCAAAAUGAGAACACUAAACAAAAACAAAUUAACAAAACUCAAAGAGAACGCACCGCCGUUGAGAAGAGACAAACUGGAACUUAGACAAGUGAAAAACGAGAUUAAAGGAGCGCAAGAAAAGUAAAAACAAUCCAUAGAUGAAUCUCAAUAUCGUUUCGUAGUUAAAGAUUCAUCAACAGGAUUAUUCUCUAACUCUAAAAUGGUUAAUGGUUUUCUAUUCUUCCAAGAAACUGAGAGUUUGUGAAUAACCCAGUAGUUAAAGCAAUAAUACUUAAUUAAUUAUUUAAGAUGGAAUUACCAAAGGAUUAUUUCGAAUUCUAAGCUGACAUGAUGACUUAUGUUUUUAAUUUUAAGUGUUUAACAGUACCAUUAAUACUCAUUACUUAUAGUUUAAGCUAUUUAAGUUGUAUUAAACACUUCAUUUCUCA
Bicyclus anynana (squinting bush brown) is the source of this 2934-nucleotide messenger RNA. Its product is annotated as early boundary activity protein 2-like. Bases 1293 to 2630 code for a protein of 445 amino acids. The record is from RefSeq and is a predicted model, not a curated record. Lineage: Eukaryota; Metazoa; Arthropoda; Insecta; Lepidoptera; Nymphalidae. Gene Ontology annotation, molecular function: DNA binding; transcription corepressor activity. Gene Ontology annotation, biological process: negative regulation of Notch signaling pathway; positive regulation of neuron differentiation. Gene Ontology annotation, cellular component: nucleus. The transcript is spliced from 6 exons.